CAUGCAUUUCAUUUACUAGUCUUUUGCAUAAGUUAAAGGACACAUUACAUCAAAUUAUCAGAGGAAAUAAAAUUGUCAUUGGAAUAUACAUUUUUAAAAACAUUCUGGUUAUGAGAUGUCGCUAGUUCGAGAGCUAAAAAUGGAUAACAAAAGAAAAGAGAGAAACGGAGGGUAUGACAAUGAGGCGUACGAACCCGACAGUUACAUAGAAGUUGUUGAAAAUGCUGAAGAGGAUGUAUGGGCCUUACCGGAACUGGAAGUGGACUUCACACCCUGGUCAGAACUAUCGGCUGGAGGAAAGAUCAAAAGAAUUUUGUGGCAUUACAUUGGCAAGGUCGUUUUGCUCCUUGGUUUCCUGUAUAUCUUUAUCUGCUCUCUGAGCUUCCUUGGGGAUGCAUUCAAGCUUCUUGGAGGUAAAGCGGCAGGUCGGGCGUUUGCUGAGAACCAAAUAUUAUCGAACCCGGUUGCCGGUCUUAUGAUUGGUGUGAUGGCCACAGUCCUACUACAAAGUUCGAGCACCACAACGUCCAUCGUCGUAUCUAUGGUAGGAGGGGGAGAUUUACUCUCUGUUUCGCUGGCUAUACCGAUUGUGAUGGGAGCUAACAUCGGAACAUCUGUUACGAAUACUAUCGUGUCGAUUGGCCAGAUUACCAACAAGAAUGAUUUCAGGAGAGCAUUUGCGGGCGCCACUGUACACGAUGUGUUCAACUGGCUUACCGUCCUAAUUUUGCUACCAUUAGAGGUUAUUACAGGUUAUCUCGAGAAACUGAGCAGCAUAAUGAUUGAUUCCAUGGAUCUGCAGACAAAUAAAGGCGGGAAAAUGGAUUUUUUGAAAGUGAUAACAAAACCAUUCACAAAGCUUAUAAUACAGAUUGACAAGAAGGUGAUUGAAAAUAUAGCAACAAAGAAGUUGAAGGAUGACAGUUCAUCCAUUAUAAAACACAUUUGUUGCGACAAAAUGAAGAACAAGACGCUAGAGGAAGUCAAUGGGACUCUGAUAGAGACUGUAAAAACUGUCAAAGUCAACUGUAAAAAUUGUAAGUUUCUAUUUGAGAGCGUGUCACGUGAAGGCGGUUGGAGUGAUGCUGCGGUGGGUGCGGUCUUGUUGAUUAUCGCCCUUGUUUUGUUGUGCGCAUGCUUAGUCGCCAUUGUUAAACUGCUACACUCUCUUCUAAGAGGUCAAAUGGCACAUGUGAUCAGAAAAUUCAUCAACGCAGACUUUCCAGGAAUAUGCGGCUAUUUUACAGGCUAUCUUGCAAUUCUUGUAGGCGCAGGAAUGACAGUCUUGGUACAGUCAAGUUCAAUAUUUACUUCCUCACUUACACCUCUGGUGGGGAUUGGCGUGUUGACUGUGGAGAGAAUGUACCCUCUUACCCUCGGUGCAAAUGUUGGAACGACUGCAACCAGCGUCCUGGCUGCUUUUGCACAGGAUCCAAGCAAACUGAAAAACUCCUUACAGAUUGCCAUCUGUCAUUUGUUCUUUAACAUAAGCGGCAUUCUUCUGUUCUUUCCGUUUCCAUUCUUCCGGCCACCAAUUAGAGCGGCAAAGUUUCUCGGUACGCAGACGGCAAAAUACCGUUGGUUUGCAGUUAUGUAUCUUAUAUUUGCAUUUUUCUUAUUACCAGCAGCAGGUUUUGCACUUUCAGUUGUCAGCUGGAUAGCUCUUGCCGCAGUAUUUAUUCCAAUCGGGGUCGUCCUUGCCGCCAUUUUCGUCAUAAAGCUUCUGCAAGAGAAAUGUCCGAAGUGCUUACCAAGAAAAUUAAGGGAUUGGAAAUGGUUACCGGAAUGUCUGCGUUCAUUGGCACCAUUGGACAGGUUCCUGAUGAAGAUUACCGGAAACUGCUACUGCUGCAGAAAAGUCGGCUGCUGCAAUGCUCUGGCUGUUGAAGGAGAGGAAAAGAAACAUUCAGAGGAAAAUGAAACAAACAUGCACCAAAGCAAAGGAACCAAGGCUCUUAAUGGAACCAUUUCAUACAAUUUGCACACAAAGUUGUGAGAAUAAUAUAUACAUAGAAAAGACGAUACCAAACGUUUGCGAUAGAAUAGUAAUUAAUACUUAUUCCGGUUAAUAUGUAACUUACAACAUUAGCAACAUUUUAUGGACCGACAGCUGUACACACGAAACUAAAAUAUGUAAUAUUGUGUCCAAUGGAAACGGCAGUCAUUGCAUGGCUUCACGUCAAGACGAUGUGGAUGGUACUACAUGUAGUUGAAGUUGAUAAGUAUGAAAUAUAUACAUGUAGACAAGUGAUUUAAAAGUGGAUAUAGCUUGGAUCACUAAGGAUAUAUCCGAAGUGCCUUACGAAAAUGAUCAAUUAAGAUAAAAUAUAGAGAUAAUAUAUGUAUAUAUGUAAUUGUAAAUUUGUAUAUGUAAACUGUAAUUAUAUGUUGACUUAUAAUUACCAAAUGUUUAGAUUAUCUUCCAGCUCCAUAUGCAAAUUAGAUCUAUUGCAAAAACAAUAAAAGAACUUAUUAAAAGUUUUUCUAGGAAAUAUCAACGCGCAUUUUUACGCGUAUGCAGGCAUCCCAGGUUCCCUUUUAACGAGAAAUUAAAAAGCUAAUAUGAAUCGGGAAAAGUCUGAAAUUUCUUUGUAAUAUAUGUAGUAAUUUCUCUUCAUAAAAUAAAAGAGCAUUAUGGUG
Messenger RNA from Mercenaria mercenaria, 2640 nucleotides. Its product is annotated as sodium-dependent phosphate transport protein 2B-like. NCBI's taxonomy places the organism in Eukaryota, Metazoa, Mollusca, Bivalvia, Venerida, Veneridae. Gene Ontology annotation, molecular function: sodium:phosphate symporter activity. The coding region runs from base 116 to 1996 and encodes 626 amino acids. Gene Ontology annotation, biological process: sodium-dependent phosphate transport. The transcript is spliced from 8 exons. The record is from RefSeq and is a predicted model, not a curated record. Gene Ontology annotation, cellular component: membrane.